AUGAGGACGAAGGAGAUCCUAAAAAAACUCUCGAGGAGGAAAAGAGGCAGACUCAAUGAUGGGGGGACAACGGACACUCCCUCAUCUGAGGACACUCCUUCAGCGGAGAACGAUAUCUCAGCAGAAGAGGACCCUAUCUCAGAGUCAGCGGAGGACGCCUCCGAGCCCCAGGGGCCUGUGGAAAUUGUGUGGCCGACCUUUAACCGUCCUUGUCGUGUUUAUUCUGGGGUUAUCCCGUGCGAAUCGGAUCCCAUGGUCCGCAGAACCCUCUGCGAGAGGAUCAAAAUUACCGUUGGCGGCGGCGGGAGCGGUGGAGGCGGACAUGGACAGCAGCAGCAACAACAGGGACAAUAUUCAGGCCCGGCAACAACAACAACAACAACCUCAAGGCCAACAAAAGUUUUCUUCCUCCACAAACGGCUCCUCUGCGAAUACUCAGAAUACUUCAGCACCGCCCUCAGCCCACGUAACCGCGAUGUCUUCAUCGAGGCCGAAACAGGCCACUUUGUCUUUGACGACGACGUCGACGACCCAGAUGACUUUUACCGCUGGGCCGUCUGGCUGUACGUUUGCAGCGGGUGCAAGCUCUCUCCUGUUUACGAGUUCCAGCACGAUCACCGGUGUAGGCCUUCAAGGCUGGAGGAGUCCAGUGAGUCUGCCUCGGAGUCGUCAUCAGAGUCGGCUGCUGCUGGGGAAGGGGAAGGGGAAUACCUCUCAUACGAGACCUACGGACCCUACGGACUGCCCAAGCCCCCUCUUUGCAUGUCCCUCUCCGAUCAUAUCGAAGUCGGCUGCCACCACUGGCAUAGGCGAUUUGACGUCAUCGCUGAAGAAGAAGAAGAAGGAGACGAUGCCCGCCAUGGCGGCGGCCCCGAGGAUGAAGACCUACUCCGCGGCAACUGCUACGGAGACGGGAGAAGUUUGUCGUCGACGGUCACGGGAUGGUUCUGCGCCAGGAACAGCAGCAGCAGCAGCAGCGGCACUGGACAAGGUUCCAAGGGUGUCACCACCAGCGAAAACAGUGCCAACGCCGUCAUCAGCGACCCCAACGCGCCCCUAGAAGCAGCAGCCGCUUAUAUGUUCGGAUACCGCAUCCUGUCGCGAGAGUACAGGCUGUUUGCCCUCGCCCACUUCAUCCAGCACGUUGACGUGCUUACGGACGGGUACAAGGACGAGCUCAGGAACCUGCUGUACGAGGUGUUUCCCGUGGGGAGCGAAGCUCAUCGGUUCUUGAGCGCGUGGGUUGCUUGGCUGAGAUUCAAGAAGCGCCUACCCCUUGACGACGACCGAUUCGAUCCUUCUGUUAUCGAUUACGAGGAAGGCGAUUUAGAGACGGCCGCGUUCUGGAAGAUGUUUGACAGGGUCGGGAGCCGGGCGGGGUCGGCGGACCCGCGUCGAUAUCCCUUGUUUCAUUGGGAACAAGAUUGCAGUAAGGAAAUGCCGGGUCAUGUAGACUGCGUCCACAUACAAUCUCUGAAGUGGCACGGCUCGUCUGGGGAGGUUACUGGGUCAAUAGCACCGAAUCCGGCCACGAACACGAUGACAGGCCAGUCCUCGACCAGGUCUCUAACCGCCGAAGAGAGGUGGGAUAUUUUCUUUCGUCUGUCGAAAGCCGUUGUCUUGUUUUGGGCAUAUGUCCUCUGGUGGUUGGCCCCAGUCCUCAUACUUUUCUUUGCCGCGGACAGUUUUGCCCAGGAUACGCAUCACCUGAUUGAGCUCUAUGGCAAAAUUCUCGGAAUAGUUUUCGCCGUCCAGGCGCCUUUAGCGGCGUGGUACAGGUACCUGGGAUGGGAGUGGUUGAUGGGGUUAACGAUGCUGCUUGGAAUACCAAAAGCGUGUGGGUCGUUCCUGUGGGCUAAGCACUACCGUGCAGAGAAGAGGUCGGCCUUGGGGUUUUUGAGUUGCUGUUCGUCGGAUCUCUUUUUUGGGUAUUGCUGA
Molecule: messenger RNA, 1938 nt
Organism: Neurospora tetraspora
Lineage: Eukaryota; Fungi; Ascomycota; Sordariomycetes; Sordariales; Sordariaceae
Exons: 3
Coding region: 1-1938 (645 amino acids)
Source: RefSeq, a predicted model, not a curated record